AUGCAACAUACUUUCAAUGACAUGGAUAGUGUUUUGUAUGCGGAAUUGAGUGAAGAUGGUUCAAUGCAUGUUAAACCAGCUGCAACGCACGUGAUUGACGUGUCUUUAUUAUCGGAUGAUUUGAUAACACUUACACAUAUCGACAGGUUAACAACUAAAAAAAAUUUCGAAUCUUCUCAGAAUCAAGAAAUGGAAACUACGAAAAAUUCAACAAAUUCGGAUAGUUUGAAAAGCGGGACAAAUCCGGAAUUGAAGUCAGUGACAAAUGAUUUCAAUGAAUUUCCGGACGAAAUAGAAACAACAACAUGCUGCUAUAAUUUUGAUAUAACGAAUAAAAUUGUUAACUUUCAAUCGAAAACAAAUCAAGAUAUCGAAGUUAAAAUACUUCAACCUGCUGCUAUAGCGGAAUUUUCGAAGCCAGAACAUGAGCCUAAGUUAAAAUCAUUAUCAGGAAAUUCCAGUGAAAUGAAUGAUCCAGUGAAAAUGAUAUCUUUAAUCAAAUUAACGAGACAAGGAAACGCAAAUGAUGAAAUAUCAAAAGGUAACACAACAAAUUUACCAAUGGUUUCCGCUUCAAUUGCUUGCUUAAUAGUUUCAAUUUUUUUAAAAAUUUUAAAAAUUUUUCGUUGA
Brugia pahangi is the source of this 630-nucleotide messenger RNA. Lineage: Eukaryota; Metazoa; Nematoda; Chromadorea; Rhabditida; Onchocercidae. The record is from the annotation of a GenBank genome assembly.